Messenger RNA from Diabrotica balteata, 744 nucleotides. Lineage: Eukaryota; Metazoa; Arthropoda; Insecta; Coleoptera; Chrysomelidae. The record is from the annotation of a GenBank genome assembly.
AUGAUAUGUGAACAAACACCAAUUACUCCUACAGUUAAUGAGCACAAUCCCGACAUACCCACUUCUUUUAAAUUUCAAACAACUCCGAUAACUAAACCUACGACCUACAAACGAAAUUUAUCUGAAAUUGCAACACCUUACCCAGAAGAUACACCAGAUAUUAAUAAUUCCUCAGAACCAAAAUCUUACUUUUUAACACCUGUUCCAAAAGUUCCAAAGAAAAAGUUGAAAUCGAAAGAUAAACCCUUAUUAGAAUUUCGAGAAUUGCCCCAAAAGAUAACCAAUUUAAUUGACAAUCACAAUCCCAAGUUCCUAUUCGAUAAUCAACAAUUCACUGAUAUGUUAGAGAACACUCACGGUAGUAAUGAUGCAUUAAGCAUUGGUAAAGACUAUACCCUACAUAUUCCAUCUCUUAUAGAAAUGAUACAUGAAAUACAUACCCAGGCUGAAGAUCGAAAUAUGAAAAUUAAAUAUAGGCGGCAGCUUAGACAAGAUAUAUUUGAAAAAUUGAAAGAUCGAUUUAACCGCACUGGAUCAGUGAAUUAUAAAAAACAUGAACGAACAAAAACUAGUGUCACAGAGAUAAACGAAAUGAGUGUGUUGAUGGCAGUUACAGAAAACCCACUCACAAGUAUAAGGAGUAUUUCCAAGAAACAAGAACUUAGUUACUACUUUGUUCAAAACAUUCUAUCUAAAAAAAAAGAUGCACCCAUAACAUAUUCAAAAGCACCAAGAAUUAAAUAA